UAUAGUAUAAAUAGUGAAGCCCGACCCUUUUUGUGAGAGGGGCGGGGGUUCCACAUCGGCGAGAGGUGGCGAAUGUGGCGCAUCACAAGCCGGUCUCCGGUCUCGGCUCGCCUCGUGGCUGCUGAACGAACGCGUGUCAUGACAUGCGCCCUCGAGACGGCACAGCUGAGACAGCAGCAGUCGGAACCGACAUCUGCACGCUGACGUCUAAACCUUCACUCUAAAAAGGACCGUUUUAAAAAAUAUAUAUAUUAUUAUUAUAAACAAAGAAAAUCAUUGGCCAAACAUCGCGGAGAAAUGGAAAGCAAGCGUCGUUGGACAUCAAAAGACAAAGGUAUUACGUCACUGUGAAUUGGACUCACUCAAGAUACAUUUGUUUUUUUGUUAUCAUUUUUUUUUUUAUAAGAAGACCAUGGUGAAGAUAGUAGUGUGAAGAACCUCGUGGAAAACCAGAGGUGCCGCCAUGGUCAUCACAGAUAGAAACGCAGGUUCUGCUAUGUCCAAGAAAGAGCCAGCUAAGGACAAAAAGCGUCGGGCAUCUCGUCCUCACAGUUUACCAUCGCCGGCCUUGUGCUGUGCCUGCGGCCUGUGUAUUAUGCUGGCCGGUCUUAACAUCACCUUGGUGGGAGUUUUCGCCUUCAGGACCCUGGUGCCUUCUGCCAACCCAUCCAUUGUUAUUGGACCCAUCCUGCUCCUUGUGGCCUUUUCCUUUUUUGGGGCCUGUUGCGUAUGCAGCCGACUGCCCCCGCCUCACAGCUCGCGUGGGGCCAAAAUGGGCGGUCGGGGCAUGAACCUGAUAGGGAACGGCGGGCUGGCAGGGGGGGCAGCGUUCGAGAUAGAGACCAGCGAGCACACGCUGCAGGACACGACAGCUGUGCAGCUCAGUCCCACGUCCUCCCCCGCGUCAUCCAGGGGAUCAAGUCCGGAAAAAGAAGCUCCUGACUCGUCUCUGCCUGCCACCUGCAAGCUCUUCACCAUGGAGACCAAUGGCUCGCCAGGUUGCACCGGCGUAGUCUUUUCAGCAUCCACUGCCUCAGGAGGGGAGGUGAGGCUCAACCUUCCACGAGAAGAACUGGCCACCUAAGCAGAGUUCCAGCAGUGUAGAGCCUUCUUGUUAAGAUCUUACUGAGUGUGACUUUGUCUUCUUCUUUACCUAAAAAGGGUGCACACAUAACGAUUUGUAACAUCUUGACCUAUUUUUAAUAUGUCUGCGACCCUGCAAGUGACAAGAGAAAUUGGCAAGUGUGUUCUUUUCUUGUUUCUGGCUUACCACGACAAUCGUAAGUGUCGGAUCCUAACCAAUCAAAAAAAUAUUGUUUGCUGCUCUGUGUGCACAGGUUUCGGAUAACUUCCUAAUUGGCUUUCGCUCAUGUCAAAAACGCAGGGUCUGUGGCAAGGGCGUAGGUUUGGUCUCAACAUUGGUAGGGACGCUAUAACAGCAU
Corythoichthys intestinalis (scribbled pipefish) is the source of this 1442-nucleotide messenger RNA. RefSeq names its product transmembrane protein 275a (gene tmem275a). The record is from RefSeq and is a predicted model, not a curated record. The transcript is spliced from 2 exons. Bases 464 to 1084 code for a protein of 206 amino acids. NCBI's taxonomy places the organism in Eukaryota, Metazoa, Chordata, Actinopteri, Syngnathiformes, Syngnathidae.